Molecule: messenger RNA, 4472 nt
Organism: Acanthopagrus latus (yellowfin seabream)
Lineage: Eukaryota; Metazoa; Chordata; Actinopteri; Spariformes; Sparidae
Gene: plag1
Product: pleiomorphic adenoma gene 1
Exons: 4
Coding region: 271-1707 (478 amino acids)
Biological process (GO): cell fate commitment; regulation of transcription by RNA polymerase II
Cellular component (GO): cytoplasm; nucleus
Molecular function (GO): DNA-binding transcription factor activity; RNA polymerase II cis-regulatory region sequence-specific DNA binding; histone deacetylase binding
Source: RefSeq, a predicted model, not a curated record
GCAUCGCAGCGCAUACACAAUGGCUGCUCGAAAGACGGGAAAGCAAACAAUUUUCAGGCCCGCCGCGUCUAGCAAAAAAUAUGAGAAAAAAAUUAUUAAAAAUUCGGAAAAUAGUUGAAAGUCAAGAAAAACUCAACAGAAAGGAUGCUAAAGCGUCCGGGGCCCCUGAGUCCGGGCGGUGUUGAGCACAUAAAGCUGGAUAGAAUAAUUGCAUCAGUACCAGUUGGCCACUGUGCCCCUGUCCAUGUAGCUGGGCUACCGUAGAGAGCCAUGGCCACGGGAAGCCAGGGCCACCGUGACCACAUCCUGGAGAAAGCCAAGCUUGCACCACCCAUGGGGAGGCGCAGGAGAGCAGAGGGGAAGCCGAAGAAAAAUUUCCCCUGCCAGGAGUGUCAGAAAGCUUUCAACAGUCUGGAGAAAUUGAAGGUGCACUCAUAUUCUCACACAGGAGAAAGACCCUACCGCUGCUCCCAUCCUGACUGCACCAAGGCUUUCGUCUCCAAAUACAAGCUGCUACGGCAUAUGGCAACUCACUCGCCAGAAAAAAACCACAAGUGUUCAUACUGUGAGAAAAUGUUCCACCGCAAGGAUCACUUAAAGAAUCACCUCCACACUCAUGACCCGUACAAGGAAGCAUUCAACUGUCAGGAGUGUGGCAAGAGCUACAACACCAAGCUGGGCUUCAAACGCCACCUCGCCCUCCACGCCGCCAACAGUGGAGACCUCACCUGCCAAGUGUGUCUGCAGCCGUUCCCCAGCACAGGGGUUCUUCUGGAACACCUCAAAACACAUGCUGGCAAGUCCUCUGGUGGGACCAAAGAGAAAAAGCAUCGCUGCGAGCACUGCGAGCGGCGAUUUUACACCCGUAAAGACGUGCGACGCCACAUGGUGGUGCACACAGGACGCAAGGACUUCCUUUGCCAGUACUGUGCCCAGCGCUUCGGGAGGAAAGACCACCUGACACGUCACAUGAAAAAGAGCCAUGCCCGGGAGCUGCUGAGGGUAAAAACUGAGCCAGCUGAUUCGCUGGAGCCAGCUGUCUAUGACUUGCCGUCUGGGGGGAUCAAGGGCGAACUCCCAGGAUUGCUGACACCGAGGCCGCACCAACUCAACAUGUACACAGGCCCCGUCCUGGACACAGAGCCCUUCCCCACCUCUACACACCCCUUUUCUUUAAAGUACCCGCUGGGCUCCAACUUUACCUCAUACACCUUCUCCUCACAGGAGCGGGAGCAAAAUCUAAAGGGAGAACUGGAGACCUACCUGAUGGAGCUGCAGAGCAGCAUGCCCUCUUCGUCCUCUGCAGCCCAAGAACCCCAACUCACCUCCUCCAAACUAGAGUUGGAGACUCAAGUGGGCGUGCUGGAUGAGACGAGCCAGGAGGUGUCCCUGUCCAAAAUGUCCACACCGGUGGCAACAGCUUCUGUAGGCGACUCUCUGGCUUCAUCUUCCUCUCUGAUGGACUUCUCACACCUUUUCAACUUCCUGCCACUCAAUGGGCCUCCGUACAGCCACGCAGGGGGCAGUGGGGGCCAGGGCGUCGCCUAUCCACCCCAUGAAGAGCCCGCAUCUCUUGUUCAGCUGCCCCCCCAUCCCCCCGACGGCCCAGAGGCUGCAGAGAAUCCACUUCAAGGGCUCCCCUCCUCCUUCAUUUCCAACCUGAGCACACCCACCACACUGCCUCGUUUCCACCAAGCUUUUCAGUGAUCCAUACUGCGCCGUCUGAUGUCCUCCAUUGCUGCCGUAAUAAUCACUAAAGCCACCAGAGGUCGCCGCCUAACAAGAAACAUAAAUAUGGGUCCUAUUAAGCAGCUUGAGCAUUUGACCUAUAUGGUCGUCUUUAUGAGGAUGGGCUGGACUGGACAUCUUACACAUUUUUGAAAUCGAUCAUGUGGCCAAUGUUCCACGUUGUGUCACAAAAUGAAAAGAGAACAAACUGCAUAAUGACUGAGCAAAUUCAAUUUUUUUGAUGCAGGCUGCGAGAUGUUGUUUAAAGGGCUGUACAAAAUGUAGUAAGUUAAGAUUAUUAUGUCCAACUACUGUUCCCAAGGUCAUGAGAGAACUUUCAUUCUCAACACGUGAUGAUUGUUGCUUUAAGUUGACUGUUUCAUUGAAAAACUUAGUAUAGUAUAUAUAUUCUUUUGGCGUCAGUAUCAAAACUCUGGUAUCAUACUGUACACAUUACAUUUUUCUUUUUAAUCAAUAAUCCGCCCUACAUGAAUCUAACUGAAGGAUGAAAAGUCACAAAGGUGAUGUUAGCCUAUUUAUGUAAUUUCAUAAAAUGAAUAUGACAUUUCAUCAGUAGAAUAGACAUCAUUUUGGACACUUUUUAUACUAUCGAGACAUCGGACUGCACACUAUAUGGCAAAAAUGUGAACUUUAUGACCUGCAAAAGAUUUUGCCAAACUUAACCUUCUCCCUUCCACCACAGUUAACAGAUGGUGCAUCUUAAUUCCAUGAAAUGUUUUAUGGAUACACAAUCCAAUAGUGUUAUCAUUUACCUCAAAUACUCAUCUUGUUUUUGUGCUCCGAGAUUCAAAACUGAUGAUAAACUAGAAGUGUUAAGCUCCCCUUUUCUUUCCUGAAUGACAGGACUUGAUGGGACAUGAAUGGACAAUAUUUUUCUGGGUUGUGUGAUAUGUAAAGUUGAAUGUGUAAUGUUUAAAAACAUUUAUGGAAGUUUGCUAUUUGUAUCUUGUGAAGGUUUGUGGUUUUACAUGAGAUGUUAGCAAGCCGCUAAUUCUUUUCAUAGCACUUUUUGUAAAUUGAAUGCCUUUAUUUCCUCCAAUACCCUUUGUUCAAAACCUUUAUUACAAAUGUAUAGAUGAUAUAUUUAGCUCUUUUAGAGAACAAUAACAUGUAAAUACAAUAUAAAAUGUUUUAUUUUUACAGGUACAAUUUUGACAGUGUUUUUCCUAUCAAAGUGUCAUUUUUGCUUUACUUGCACAAGUGUUCUGUGUAUCUCAUUGAGGGGUCUUUUAACAAAUAAUGUACCUUAAACACAGAUUUUUGUAGGCCUUGUUUUUCAGAAGUCCUUCUUGACUUUUCAACCGCUGGUUUAGGUGAGAGCAUAAGCAAUAAUGAAGCAUACAUGGACAAUUAGAUAGCACUAUAUCAUCUUGUCAUGGGUUGUUUAAAGGAAAAAAAAAAACAGAUAUAUGUUCAGUAACUACCAGGGUGAUUUUUCCUCAUCUGUCAUCCUUUGACCUCAGUGUGACAUUUUAUGACAUAUGAAAUAUUACUGAAUUUCUUAGUGGUUUCUGUCUGAAAGCUGUUGCAUGAACACAAAUUUUCCAGUUAGCGACCUGCACUUUCAUCUUUUUGCGUAGCUCAUUCGGAGCACUCCAGGAAUUUGAUGUGGGGAGAAUAAAAGCAACAAACGCUGACUGAAAGAAAAGUUGAAAGAAAACUGAAAGGAAAAAAAAAAAAAAAAGCUCUACACAUCGGAGAAAGUAGGUCCAGAUUUGAAGUCCGGUAUUAGAUCAAGUUCACAAUUCUGAUGCUUAACUCAAGUGUCCUGGGCAAAAGGAAAUAGGAUAAUCAGAAUGUCUCCCACAGUUGAUAGGAGAUGCUCUUCAGUGAGAGGCACAGACCUUCAGCAAAUCAUGUCAAACUUCUUUAUAAGCUUCAGUGGUACCAGUGAACUUUAUUGAAUGUGUAUGUAAGAAACACUGCAAUACUGCAAUAUAUUUUGGUAUUGGAUCAAGCUGCUAACAUACUUCUAAAGCUCCUUAUGGUGCUACAGACCUCUUUUCUUGUUCUUAAGUGUAUCAUUUGUACAAACAAAGUAUCCAGUUUAGCUGAACAGUUGGCAGUGUGCCUGGUUGUACUAUAUAGCUACAUAUAUUUUUAUUGUACUGUGACUUUUGUAGUCUUUUGACAGACUUGCCUGUAAUAUCACAUGCCCCCGACUCCCUCCCCGUCUGUGUGUUGUGAUAUUGGGAAACGGUCAAGGUGGGAGAUUGCUCUGAGUGAAGUCACUCAGCAGAGAUGAAGACAUAAGGUGUCACCGACAAACAUGACUCCAUGUGACACAAUUUCAAAAUGAGCUGAGGAAGUUCAGAGAUGAACUGCAUUCCAGCCAUGUUGGUUUUGUUAUUUGUUGCAUUUCAAGAAUGCCAUCCUGUGACAAUGAUGGACUCAUUUCUAAUUCUCAAUAUUCUACUUCAAAUCUAUUUUACAAACUACUGUUGUAUUUUUAUGAAUAUAGGCAAAGUAAUUCACAUAAACAUAUAUAUAAGUAAAUAUAUAUGUAUAUGUUUAUAGGUUGUGUAAAAUAAAAAUUAAUACUGCAGCUUUUAUCCGUUGUUUCUUAAACAUUGACAUCAUCCAAAGAGGCAGAUUAUUUAUUGUCUGGCAGAAUAACCUGAUUUGAUUUACAUACCUUGCUGCUAUGAGAGAGAAGAACUGCAGUCGUCAACUCCAGUGUUUUUACACAAUGUAAUGAAAGUUCAAUAAACAUAAGAGAAAGA